GUCCCCUUGGCCUCCCUUCCCUGGCUUGCUUGCUUGCUGCUGUGUGACCUUUUUGACCUUUGGCUUGACACAUCCUUGUCGUGUAUGACAACAGAUUCUGACUCAUCUGUCCCAUCCUCGGACACAUCACCACCAACAUCAUCAUCACUAUCACUUGUAUACAUCACAUACACAGGUCUCGGACUGGAUUCGAACCACCACCACCACCACCGCACACCCAUCUCACGACGCGUGCCACGCUCGGACCCGCACCUCGAAAGGGAACCUGGCCGGCCAAGCUUUAACCUGUCCUUUCAUAUCACCAUCCCGUCUCGCCUCCAAUGUCUCGGCACCUUUGUGUAUGCUGCUCAAGGUAGCCUCUAAGGUCAAUCCAGGUUUUGGGCGAUAUAACAGAGUUAGCCUGAAACUUGUAACGAAAUUGACCUCAUAGAUUGUUCGCCAAAAAUGUCCUGGGCUCCACCCUCUCCCACAUCCACCUCUAGCUUGUACCCUCCCGGCGCCGCCGCUGCCUCCUCCUCCUCCUUUCGUCGUCAGCUCUCGAUGGACACCACCAGCCCACUCAAACCAGAGCUGGAAGAGGACGACGACCUAUUUGACCCCUUUGCCCUCGAUCCGACAUACCGCUUGCGAACGGUCAAGACAGCCCACUCUGUUCUCGCUGAAUCCAUCCACGCCGACCGUGAUCGCGAAAAACACCAACGCAGGCGGACACUCUUCCGCUCCCUCACUCGUAAACGUAACAGAAAACGCGCAGACAGCGAUGUCACAGCGGUCACAGCGGUCACCACGACCACGACCACGGUCACCCCUGAACCCGCCGGCGCCCGACGCAAGGUCUACAUCAACACUCCACUACCGCCAGACCUGUUGACCAAGUCUGGUGACCCGCUCAUCCGCUACGUCCGGAACAAGGUCAGGACAUCCAAAUACACCAUCCUCACAUUCAUUCCAAAGAAUCUGUUUGAACAAUUUCGCCGUGUCGCCAACAUUUUCUUCCUCAUCUGUGUCAUUCUCCAAUCCAUCUCCAUAUUUGGGGCCUCUAUGCCCCAAAUCGGUAUGCUCCCGCUGAUCACGAUCCUCGGCAUGACCGCGAUAAAGGACGGGAUAGAGGAUUGGCGCCGGGCUCAGCUCGACAUGGAGGUGAACAAUUCCGCAACGACAAAGCUGGGUGGCUGGAGGAAUGUGAAUCAGCCAGAGGAUCCGAGGACCUGGCUGGAGAAAAUGUUCAAGAAGGACGGUCCGUCCAAGGGUGUACGCAAGUUGCGAGAGCGCGAGGCGGCCGUCGAUGGAAUAAAGAUGGAGUCGCUCGACUCGAGCGAUUACAAAGACCUUCCCUCAACGGCCCAGUGGGAACGUACCCUGUGGAAGAAACUCGAGGUCGGCGAUCUCGUCUUCCUUCAAGAAGACGAUCAAAUCCCGGCCGACAUCAUCGUUCUGUCCACCUCUAACCCCGACGGUCUCGCCUUUGUGGAGACCAAAAAUCUCGACGGAGAGACCAACCUCAAAAUCCGCAAAUCUCUCAAAGCCACCAUCGACCUACGACGCGAGCUCGAGCACGCACAGUUCGUGCUCGACUCGGAACCACCUCAUGCCAAUCUCUACACCUACAAUGGGGUGCUUCAUUGGAACAACCACAAAGAGGCCAUUACCAUCAACGAGAUGCUCCUUCGGGGAUGCACCCUGCGCAACACCAAAUGGGUCAUUGGGGUCGUCCUGUUCACUGGCGCCGACACGAAGAUCAUGCUCAACGGGGGUGAGACACCGUCCAAACGCAGCAAGAUUGAAAAGGAGACGAAUUUUAACGUCAUCAUGAACUUUUGCCUCCUCACGAUUCUCUGCGUCACCACGGGCAUCUUUCAUGGAUGGUACCAGUCACUUUCGGGGACUAGUGCGAACUACUACGAGAUCGGCGCCGCGGUGUCUAGCAACAUUUACCUCGAUUCGUUGGUCAUCGUUGCGUCAUGCCUCAUCCUGUUUCAAAACAUCGUCCCAAUCUCCCUCUACAUCACCAUUGAGAUCGUCAAGACUAUACAAGCGUUCUUCAUCUUUCAAGACGUCGAGAUGUACUACGAUGCAUACGACACGCCGUGCGUGCCAAAGACGUGGAAUAUCUCCGACGACCUGGGGCAGAUUGAAUAUGUGUUCAGUGACAAGACGGGGACGUUGACGCAAAAUAUCAUGGAGUUCAAAAAGUUUUCCGUUGCCGGGGUCAGCUUCGGCGAGGGCAUGACGGAAGCGAUGAUGGGCGCGGCAAAAAGGGAGGGGAGGGAGGUGCUGGAUCAAGAGGAGGAGUUGGCGAUGAUGAAGCGGGCCAUGGUGUCGGCGAUGCGCGCGGGAGCGAGCGAAGUAGCGCCGGAGGGGGCGAUGGAGUCGACGCAGGAGUCAGCACAAAAUCCAGCGAGCAAGCUUGCCGAAGCUCGUUCUACCGGCUCCGCUCGUGCUCCUUACCUCCGCGAAGACAAACUCACUCUCAUUUCCCCGAUGCUACCCCGUUGCCUCACCGACCGCACUGACCCGAUCCGCCCGCAUCUGCACGCCUUCUGGCGCGCCAUCGCCAUCUGCCACACUGUCCUCGCCGACGUCCAAAAGCCGUACAUGAUCGAUUACAAAGCCGAGUCACCCGACGAGGCUGCCCUCGUCGCCGCAGCACGAGACGUCGGAUUCACCUUCCUCGCCCGGUCCAACUCUCGCAUCGAUAUCGACGUCCUCGGCACCGUGGAACACUGGACCCCGCUGAAAGUGCUCGAGUUCAACUCGACUCGCAAGCGCAUGUCGGUCGUCGUGCGCGAUCCAUCCGGACGCAUCGUUCUGUUUUGCAAAGGCGCCGAUUCAGUCAUCUACGAACGCCUGGCCAGGGACCAAUCGCCACUUCGCGAGCAGACCCUCGGCCAUCUCGAAGCCUUCGCCAAUGGAGGCCUCCGGACCCUCUGCGUCGCUCAUCGCUACCUAUCCGAAGAGGAGUACAGCGAGUGGUCUAAACGCUACGACGACGCUUGCGCCGCUAUCGUGGACCGCGACGGUGAGAUCGACAAGGCUUGCGAACUCGUCGAACACUCUCUUAUCAUCCUCGGUGCCACGGCACUCGAAGAUAAGCUCCAGGAGGGCGUCCCGGAGGCCAUAGCCACGCUCCACAAGGCGGGCAUCAAAUUGUGGAUUCUCACCGGGGACAAGCUCCAGACCGCCAUCGAAAUCGGCUACUCGUGCAACCUCCUCACCAAUGACAUGGAGGUCAUGAUCGUCUCUGCGACAUCGGAAGCUGGUGCCAGAGCCCAGAUCGAAGCGGGAUUGCGCAAGAUGGCCACUCCUGGCACAUUUGCCGUCGUCAUUGACGGCGAAUCCCUGCGCUAUGCCCUCGAAGAUAGCCUCCGUAGCCUUUUCCUCUCGCUCGGAACGCAAUGCGCCGCGGUCAUCUGCUGCCGAGUGUCCCCGGCCCAAAAGGCUCAGACGGUCAAGAUGGUGAAAGACGGAUGUAACGCCAUGACACUGUCCAUUGGAGAUGGAGCCAACGACGUCGCCAUGAUCCAAGAAGCCAACGUGGGGGUCGGUCUCUUCGGCCUGGAAGGAUCCCAAGCGGCCAUGUCGGCAGACUACGCCUUCGGACAGUUUCGUUUCCUCACACGCCUCCUUCUGGUUCACGGGCGUUGGUCUUACGUCCGUGUCGCGGACAUGCAUGCAAACUUUUUCUACAAAAACACUAUAUGGACAGUCUCCAUGUUUUGGUUCCUCAUUUUCAAUAGCUUUGACGGGACAUAUCUCUACGAAUACACCUUUGUCCUCCUCUUCAAUCUCGUCUUCACGUCCCUCCCUGUGGGCAUCCUCGGUGCGUUCGACCAAGAUACCAACGCCCGGGCAUCACUCGCCUUUCCCCAGCUCUACCAGCGCGGGAUUCGCGGACUUGACUACACGCGGACCCGCUUUUGGCUCUACAUGGGUGACGGCCUGUACCAAUCAGCUAUCCUCUUUUUCAUCCCCUACCUCGCCUAUGGCACUGGCGUUCCGUGGUCUCACCAGGGUAUGGAUACCAACGGGUUAUACGAUUUUGGGACAGCCUGCGCUGCGGCCGGCGUCUCCGCGGCCAACAUUUACGUCGGUAUCAACAUGCGCUAUUGGACGUGGAUCACCGCCGCCGUCAUCAUCUGCUCAACCCUCGCUGUCUACCUCUGGAUCCCGAUAUACUCGGUGCUCGGCUCGUGGCCAUACAACGGUACCGCCCAAGUGGUCUUCACGACAUUCUCCUUCUGGGCCAUCAUCCUCAUCACUCUGUUCAUCGCCGUGGGUCCACGCUGGCUGGUCAAGGCGGUCAAGACCUCGUACAUGCCUCUGGAUAGGGACAUUGUGCGCGAGGCGUGGAUAGCGGGGGACUUGAAGGAUACGCUGGGUGUAGGGCAUAGGCGCAGGCGGACGCCACCACCGGGAUAUCACCCCGCGAACAUGUCGAGUCCUCAAAAAGAGCCAUACAACUCGCCGUUGGUAUCUGGACCCACGACCCCAGUGAGCCCUACCCCACCUGGCCCACGACCACCGUCUCCACUCAAUCCCGCGACGCCGAUAAUCCUCACAUCACCAAAGUUUCAAGCAUUCACCCUGGCUUCCGGGGAGAUUCGCCGGAUGGACGAGGAUUCAAGGCAGCUGAAGCGAGCGUCCUUAGGGGUUCCGCGCGCCGAGACGCUCGUCGACGGGUCGACGAUGGAUUUUUCACAGGGAUCAGGUUGGCGCAGUCCGCGUGGGUCUAGAGCAUCAUAUUUAAGCACAGGCAGUGCAGGUUGGGCACAGUGAUGCAUUUAAGAAAGUUGAACCCAAAAAAGGGUCUGGGAGACAAAAUUGCUU
Molecule: messenger RNA, 4827 nt
Organism: Kockovaella imperatae
Lineage: Eukaryota; Fungi; Basidiomycota; Tremellomycetes; Tremellales; Cuniculitremaceae
Exons: 7
Coding region: 445-4776 (1443 amino acids)
Biological process (GO): phospholipid translocation
Cellular component (GO): plasma membrane
Molecular function (GO): magnesium ion binding; ATP hydrolysis activity; ATPase-coupled intramembrane lipid carrier activity
Source: RefSeq, a predicted model, not a curated record